Messenger RNA from Haliaeetus leucocephalus (bald eagle), 1146 nucleotides. RefSeq names its product adult enhancer factor 1-like. The transcript is spliced from 5 exons. Gene Ontology annotation, biological process: cell fate commitment; regulation of transcription by RNA polymerase II. Gene Ontology annotation, molecular function: histone deacetylase binding; DNA-binding transcription factor activity; RNA polymerase II cis-regulatory region sequence-specific DNA binding. Gene Ontology annotation, cellular component: nucleus; cytoplasm. NCBI's taxonomy places the organism in Eukaryota, Metazoa, Chordata, Aves, Accipitriformes, Accipitridae. Bases 1 to 1146 code for a protein of 381 amino acids. The record is from RefSeq and is a predicted model, not a curated record.
AUGGUCCCCGACCUCCUGCUCUGCCCCAGAGGCCUCGGCAUCUACUUCUGCUGCCUGCGGCCGCUGCCCACCCACCCUGAACUCCCCGCAGGACACAACCGGGAGCCCACCCAGCACCCACCACCACUGUCACCGCCACCACCGCAGCCCCCGUGGCUCCCCCCCAAUGCCACCAGGGCCACCAGCUGCGGGACCCCCGCGGGGCUGGACAUGGCCUCUUUGCCAACGCAGCCCCUCUGCACCGAAGAUAUCCCCAUCGGCAGCACGGAGGAGGAGGAGGAGAUGAGAAUCGAGGCUGAAGAGCUGCAGGGAGCCACGGAAGGCUGGAGGAAGGAGCCCUUUGGGCGAGUGGAGCUGGUGCCGGCAGGGGUCUGCCCACCCUCCCCGCUGCCCAGGGAGCUGAGGGUCCACCUGGGCAACCUGGGCCCCCUCCUCCUGCCCCAGCCGUGCCUCUGCCUCUGCGGCACCCACAGCCCCCCGCUCCUGCUGCCCUUCGCCCACCUGGGUGACAUGGGGACCCCAGGGUCACCUUCGCAGGGCUGCGGCAGUGCCCUCCUCCAGCUGCCACCCUGCCCACGGCUGUGUGGGACCCUCCUGUCCACCCGGCAGGGCGCUCCCGGGCUGCCGAAGCCACCGCUGGAGGUGCCCAGCCACCGCGUGGCCAAGCCGCCUGCGGGCAUCGGGCCGUACCCGCUGGGGAAGGACGUUAGCAGGAGCAAGUACAAGUGCAACAUCUGCGCCAAGAGCUUUGGGCAGCUCUCCAACCUCAAGGUCCACCUGAGGGUGCACAGUGGCGAGCGGCCCUUCCCGUGCCCCAUCUGCAAGAAGCGCUUCACGCAACUGGCACACCUGCAGAAGCACCAGCUGGUGCACACUGGCGAGAAGCCCCACCAGUGCCCGACGUGCCACAAGCGCUUCAGCAGCAGCAGCAACCUGAAGACCCACCUGCGGCUGCACUCGGGCGAGAAACCCUUCCAGUGCCACCAGUGCCACGGCCGCUUCUCCCAGCGCAUCCACCUCCAGCUCCACUGGCGCCUGCACCAGCGCUGGCGCCCACCCCCCAGCCCCCCACGGCCGCCUCGCCCAGGCCAAUGGGUGCUCCAGUCUGGAUGCUGGGUGCUUGGUGCAGGAGGAGGAGGAGGAUGA